CAAUAUCCUGGAAGUCCCUCGUAUUGCCUAAUCUUGGUGUUCAUAACACAACAAUAUCCAAUUCAGCACCUGUCAAGUUACACUCUAAUCUCCAAACUGGAUUUCUUCCAAAUGAAGCAGCUGAAACGUAAAAGGAAAAGCAAUUAUAGCGUCAAGGAAACACAGACACUAAUUAGGGAAAUCCGGAAAAGGAAAGAUGUACUUUUCUCUAAGCAGCAGAACACAGCCAUUAACGAGCUGAAGAGAAGGGCUUGGGAUGAGGUUGCGGAUUGCGUGAACGCGUUAGGAGAAGGAGAGCUUCGAACUGCAGUGGAGGUGAAGAGGAGGUACCUGGACUGGAGGGCACUAAUGAAAAGAAAGCAGGUGAGGGCUGAGCUGUCCCAAGUUAAGAAUGAAUACAACCUUUCAUCACCGGAUAUAUAUAACUCUGUCAGCAGUGACCAGAGCGUGGACUUGAGUGGUUUUUCCAAGGAUUUGUCUUGUGAGUGGCAAGAUUUGUCUGAGUUUGGUGAGCCCAACAGUCAGCCGUCAUCGAGUGUCAAGAUAGAAGAUGAUGAUCCUCAGAAUUAUAAGCUUGAAGGAGGAGAAGAAGAAGAAGAAGAAGAAGGGGAAGGAGAAGUGGGAGAGGGGGAUGAAGAAGAGGAUGAGGACAGUUUCCCCACUAUCUUGCCCGGCAUCGAAAGAGAAGGCAGAGUUCCGGAAGUGUUUGCGCACAUAGACGAGUUUGGGAUGCUCAGCGCCACCAAAGCAGCAACGAGAGACGCAGCCGACGCCGAUGACGGGACCAACAUUCUCAUCACUCUGGAGAAACAGAGGCUGGACUUGGAGAAGCACCGGCUGAACGUUGAGUCGGAGAGGCUGCAGGUGGAGAAGGAGCGGCUGCAGAUUGAGAAGGAGAAGCUGAGGCGGAUAGACAUCGAGCACGAGAGGCUGCAGCUGGAGAAAGAGCGCUUGCAGAUUGAGAGGGAGCGGCUUCGGCUCCUCAUGUUCCAGUCCGAGAGGCCCGCGCUGGACUGUGAGCACAGCCAGACGGAGCGGAAACCCUGGCAACCCGUUGAUCUGGAGGGCGAAAAACUCAAACUGGAGAAGGAGCGUUUGCAGCUGGAAAAAGAGCGGCUGCAGUUUUUUAAGUUUGAAUCCGGGAGGCUGCAAAUCGAAAAGGAGCGCCUGCAGGUGGAAAAGGAACGGUUGCAGCUCCACAAAGAUGGACAGCAGUUAGCACUUCAUCAAUCACGUUAGCUCCAGGUUUUAAUUUGAUUUUUUUUAAUUGAGUUACUAUUAAGUGUAACGCCAAUGUGCAUUAGAACUGGCAGCCAUUACCAAGAUCUGUUACAUCAAAUUCCAUAACUCAUGCUGUGAAUAGUCUUAUUUAAAAGUGAUUGUUUUCAGACAAAAGAUUAAAGUUGUACAGUGGCUGCUAGUGUACUACAGCUUAGAUAUAUUGUAGGUGCAACAUGCAGUAGGCCCUAUUUAUAAACCCAUGUUUUAUUAAACCAGUAAGGUUUGGUAUUCACAAAUUCUUUCUUGAUAGUUUUUUUUUUUCUUUUCGAUGUUUCUGUGUUUCCUGAUGCUCUAAGAAUAAAGGUUUUUAUCAAUAUUGCCCAUUUAUCAUUUUGAUUUCCAUGAGAACUGUGCUUACGAAACAUGCUUCAGUUAAUCUUUAAAAUAUUGAAUAAAAUGUCAGUAGAGUUAUGUGUAUACGUUUAAAUCUGUGAAGUGUGUACUGGAGACUGUGUGAUCAGAAACAGCAACACAGGGAUUUAAAACAUGUUCAGUGGGAAACCUUAAGAAGGUUACUAUAUUGUAUAAAGCACAACUCUGAGCUUAAUAAACAUUGCAGUUGCCAUCUCCUUCAAGCACCUGUGCGAAUAUGAUGGUAGAAAGUAUAUCUUUUUUAUUUUACUUGCACUGUGACAUACUCUAAGUGGUUGUUUUUAGUGAGAAGCAAUCAAUUUCACAAAGCUACCCUUAACAUUGUACAGUAUUUUAUUUUUUAUUUUUUAUAACUUGCUACCUAUUGUGGCAUAUUGUAUCUUUGUAACUUUAUUUUAAAAUAAAACUGUGUUUGAUGGAU
Acipenser ruthenus (sterlet) is the source of this 2074-nucleotide messenger RNA. RefSeq names its product myb/SANT-like DNA-binding domain-containing protein 4. The record is from RefSeq and is a predicted model, not a curated record. The transcript has 2 exons. NCBI's taxonomy places the organism in Eukaryota, Metazoa, Chordata, Actinopteri, Acipenseriformes, Acipenseridae. Bases 112 to 1239 code for a protein of 375 amino acids.